UGUUCUUCUUCUCUGGCGCUGUGGUCUGGAGAUGCUGGCGCUCGAUUUGCAUCUCUAGAGCUCGGCAAUCCCAGGUAACUGGAUUCUCGGGGCUCUCGCUGCCAAUGCGCGCAGCGGGAUCAUGCCCUAGGACGAAUUUCUUCCAAUUCGCAUGAAUCCAAUCGAUCGGGCAUGAGAUGAUGCCGCUGGGUGUGGAAGCAGACAUCAAAUUGGUGCGGAGCGUGUUUCUAGCGCUGGGAAGCGAUGAGGAAGAUCAACCAUCGCCUUCCAGGCGUGAAAUUCUGGCCAAGGAGGCUGCUGACCUCGUCGCGCAGCAGAAGCGAUUGUCUGUUCGUGACCUGGCGAGUAAAUUCGAGCGAGGACAGGAAGCUGCCCACGCUGCCGCGGCAAAACUCGCCGAAGAUGAGAAGCUCCAGAGCGCUCUCAUGCUCGAGAGGCAAGAGCUUAUCACUAAGCUAAGAAACGUUUUGGAUGCGCUUGGAGGCCGUGUAGCUGGCCGAAACAGAGAUGAUGUCGAGGAAUCCGUGACUCUGGUGGAGGCUUUGGGCAUUCAGCUCGUGCAACGAGAGAUUGAAAUGUCCCAGGAAAAGAUUGAGCUCCGGAAAAUGGCUACUCUUUUCAAGCAGGCUUCAGGUGAAGCUAAGAAGAUGGUGGAAGAAGCUCGCUCCGUGGCACAGGCAGAGAUUGAGAAGGCGAAGGCUUCAGUUUUGAGAGUCGAGGCGUUGACUACUGAGCAACAGAGGCGUAGCUACAGUGAUUCCGAAAGAGCUGAACUCGAGGCAAUGAGGCGCGAAGUUCAAGAAGCUCGAAGAAUAAAAAUGCUUCACGAGCCUAGCAAGGUCAUGGACAUGGACUACAAACUUCAAGCUAUCCAACAACAAUUUGACGUGAAGUCAGCGGAGGUUCUGCAACUAAGGAAAGAGUUGGAUGUUGCAAAACACGGAGCUAAUGCGAGAGUUUAUCGUGUCGAUGGUACUGAAUGUCUGGGAUCUUUGCUAAGCUUAUCGCCUGUAGACGAGCAAGCACCCGAUCUAUCCUCCUGCAAAUUCCAAUGGCAUCGGAUCUCAGCUGACGGGGGUAAAAAGGAACUCAUAUCAGGUGCUGUUAAGUCACAAUACGCUCCGGACCCGUUUGAUGCUGGAAGAAUUUUGCGAGUGGAUAUUACUCUACCAGAUGGAGCGAAAGAAUUCUUAUCUACAACUGGCCCUGUUGAUCCAGCGCCUGGAUUGGGGAACUACGUCGAAGCGUUGGCAAAGAAGGGCGGUUCAGAGUUUAAUGUAGUUAUUGUACAGCAGAAUGGCGAGUACGUAGAAAAGCAAGCAUUGCACGCUUUGGAGAUUGGAAGACUCCGUAUGAAGCUCCGUAAAGGACUGACAACGAAGAUCAAAGAGAAAUACGCCGCCGGCAUGCAGCUUUGCGGAGCAAGAGGCGGCGGACAGGCCGCUCCUCUCGCCAUGUUUUGGCUUGUGAAGCGAGGCCUGACUUACAUGCUUGGAUUUGAGUCCGAGCGCGAGCGAAACGCUGCGAUCAUGCUGGCACGAAGAUUUGCGUUUGAUUGCAAUGUGAUGCUCGCCGGCCCAGACGAUCGAUCACCUAUAGGCACAUAAACGAAGUGAAAAGAGAGAAAAAAGAAAAGAAAAUUCUCGCUUGAGCUGUACAGGAUCAUCGUAUAGAGAUUAUCUUCGUGGGAUUCACGACACCCAUCGCAAACAGUAUAUAUAAAAUGAUCGAUCAAAGCUUGAAAUUUCCUUGGAUUGUUAGGAAGGACAGAUCUAUCUUUCUCCCAUCAUAAAUGAACGAGAGAUUCUCUCGAGAUUCCGGGUA
Messenger RNA from Selaginella moellendorffii, 1824 nucleotides. RefSeq names its product stomatal closure-related actin-binding protein 1. The record is from RefSeq and is a predicted model, not a curated record. Gene Ontology annotation, molecular function: actin binding. NCBI's taxonomy places the organism in Eukaryota, Viridiplantae, Streptophyta, Lycopodiopsida, Selaginellales, Selaginellaceae. Gene Ontology annotation, biological process: regulation of stomatal movement; actin filament organization. The transcript is spliced from 12 exons. The coding region runs from base 177 to 1607 and encodes 476 amino acids.